Lactuca virosa is the source of this 1791-nucleotide messenger RNA. Lineage: Eukaryota; Viridiplantae; Streptophyta; Magnoliopsida; Asterales; Asteraceae. The record is from the annotation of a GenBank genome assembly.
AAAUUACUACACAGUUUGACUUCAAUUAGAACCGCUGACCUCCGGACAGACCACCGGCGGCGAUAGCACCGGAAGCCCGUUCCGCUUUCUAUGAGGACAACCUUCGUCUCCAGAGUUUUCGGUACCUCACCAAGGAAAAAACCGUUCUACCUUCUCAUCAUCUCCGCCACCGGCGCCGCUGCUCUUACUUACCACCAUACUCUAAACCCUCACCUGCUCCCCUCGCACUCUGAUCGACGCUCUCCUCUCUACUACAUCACUACAUCAUUGAACGGUGCCGUUCGGUCCUCUCGCUCUCUCUAUACUAUUACUGCGAAUGUUGUCGACUACAAGUACUCGUUACAAGGGUUAUCGCCGAAUACAGAUGAAUAUAGAAGAAUUUUAUCUGAGGUUCAUCUACGCUCAGCCAAGAGGAUAUUAAAAUUAUGUGAAAUCAACCAAGGGUUCUACAUCAAAGCUGGUCAAUUUGUAGCAUCCAUGCGACAAGUUCCCAAAGAAUACUCAUCUACUCUUGCAUCAUUGCAGGAUCAGGCAGUUCCAUGUUCUUUUGAAGCUAUAAAAGAAGUACUAAUCAGCAAUCUUGGGUCAGACUUAAAAGAGAUUUUUUUGUCUAUUGAUGAAAAACCUAUUGCUGCUGCAUCCAUAGCUCAAGUGCAUCGUGCAUUGUUGAAAAACCAUCAAGAAGUAGUGCUUAAGGUCCAAUAUCCUGGUUUGAAAGAUCGGAUGAGAAUGGACAUUGCAACCAUGUCUCUACUCUCCAAAUGUGUCACAUGGUUUUUUCCUGAAUAUCGGUUUCAAUGGAUGGUAUCAGAAUUUUCAGAGGUGAUUGCUUUGGAACUUGAUUUCAUUCAGGAGGCAAGAAAUUCAGUUAGAACUGCCAUGAACUUUAAGCAUAGUAGCAGAAUCAUAAUCCCCAAGGUUUUUCAGGAGCUAACCACUAGCCAGGUUUUGACAAUGCAGUAUUGCAAGGGACGAAGGGUAGAUGAUUUGGAAUUUAUUCGGGAAAUGGGAAUUGAUCCAAAAAAGGUUGCAAAAGUGUUGGUGGAAGCAUUUGCUGAAAUGAUAUUUGUCCAUGGUUUUGUGCAUGGAGAUCCACAUCCUGGCAAUAUACUGGUUUCCCCAGAUGAAAAACAAGGCUUUUGUUUAGUUGUUCUUGAUCAUGGGAUCUAUACAAGUCUAGAUGAAGAAUUUAGAGUAAACUACUGCCAACUUUGGAAAGCACUGAUUCUUUUGGACUCGCAUAAAAUCCAACAAGUAGGCCAACACUUUGGUAUUGGGAAAUACGCUAAAUAUCUUCCCCUCAUUUUCACAGGAAGAACAAUCAACAGUAAAGCUGGUUUUGGGAACGGAAUGUCGGUUGAAGAAAAAACAAAUCUGAAACAGGAAGUAAAAUCGCUUACAGCUGGCAAUAUAUCAGAAUUUAUGGAAUCUUUACCCUCAGAAUUUCUUACAGUAUUGUGUACAGAUGCACUUAUCAGGUCAUUAACUAGCAAGCUUGGUUCUCCUCCACGUGUAAGGGUCCUAGUUUAUGCCAACUUUGCAUUAGAUGGUCUAUCCUCAAAGUCGAAUCUUCAUUCAGAUUUUGAAUUGAAAGGUGUAUGGACCAGAAUCAUGCCAAGCAUUAAUCAUCUUCAACUCAGGCUCUUACUUGGGGUAUUGCGGUUGUUGUAUUGGUUCGGGGAUACAAGACAGGCGCUCAUGUCAUGGUUAAAACAAGUUACAUUCUUAAUGAAUCGACUUAUCAUUCUGGAGUAAAAAGUGUGUAUAUUGGUAAAUAGCAAGCUUUUGGUG